Messenger RNA from Moesziomyces aphidis, 2319 nucleotides. The record is from the annotation of a GenBank genome assembly. Lineage: Eukaryota; Fungi; Basidiomycota; Ustilaginomycetes; Ustilaginales; Ustilaginaceae.
AUGUCGCGCUCCGCUCCCCGCAUCAAGAACCGGGCGCCUGCGCCCAUCCAGAUCUCUGCCGAGCAGCUGCUGCGCGAAGCCAACGAGCGCCAGGAGGCACCUGCAGCUGCGCCAAAGCAGAGGAUCGAGGACUAUGAGGAGCUCGAAGAGUACCGCGGCCGCAAGCGCACCGAAUUCGAGAACCGCAUCAACAGCACCUACGGCAACAUGAACGGCUGGAUCAAGUACGCCGUCUGGGAGGCGAGCCAAGGAGAGAUGGACCGAUGCCGCUCCGUCUUUGAGCGCGCGCUCGAUCGCGAUCCGCACAGCCUGCCCGUGUGGCUGCGCUAUACGGAGCAGGAGCUCAAGAUGCGCAACGUCCAACACGCGCGCAACCUGUACGACCGCGCCGUCAGCAUCCUCCCGCGCAUCGAUCAGCUGUGGUACAAGUACGUACACCUCGAAGAGCUUCUGGGCAACAUCUCGGGCACACGCCAGGUGUUCGAGCGCUGGAUGGCGUGGGAGCCCGAGGAGAAGGCGUGGCAUGCCUACAUCAACCUCGAGAUCCGCUACAGCGAGCUCGACCGCGCAAGCGCCAUCUGGGAGCGCGCCGUCACAUGUCACCCGACGCCCAAGCAGUGGAUCCGAUGGGCCAAGUUCGAGGAAGACCGCGGCGACCUCGAAAAGGCGCGCAUGGUCUUCCAGAUGGCGCUCGACUACAUUGGCGAGGACGAAGAGGCGAUGGAAAAGGCACAGAGCGUCUUCACCGCCUUUGCCAAGAUGGAGACGCGUCUCAAGGAGUACGAGCGGGCGCGCGUGAUCUACAAGUAUGCACUCGAGCGGCUGCCGCGCUCCAAGUCCGAGGGCAUCUACUCGAGCUACACGCGCUUCGAGAAGCAGUUUGGCACCAUGAGCAGCGUCGAGGACACGGUCAUUGGCAAGCGGCGCAUCCAGUACGAGGAAGAGCUUGCGGCGCAGCAAGGACAGACUGCCGACUACGACACGUGGUUCGACUACUCGCGGCUUGAAGAGGAUGCCUACCGAGCGCUUGCUGCGUCGGGAGGCACGAACGAGCAGCUAGAGCAGGCGGCCAAGCGGGUACGCGAGGUGUACGAGCGCGCCAUUGCACAGGUGCCUGCCUCGCAAGAGAAGCGCGACUGGCGCCGCUACAUCUUCUUGUGGCUGCGCUACGCGCUGUUCGAGGAGAUCGAGAUGCGCGAUUACACCCGCGCGCGCGAGGUCUACAAGGCCGCCAUCGGCACGGUGCCCCACCGCCAGCUGACGUUCGCCAAGCUCUGGGUGCAGUAUGCGCGCUUCGAGGUGCGACGACUCGACCUGCCUACCGCACGCAAGAUCAUGGGCACAGCCAUCGGCAUGGCACCCAAGCUCAAGCUCUUCAGUGCGUACAUUGAGCUCGAGCUUUCGCUCAAGGAAUUCGACCGCGCACGCAAGAUCUACAAAAAGGCGCUCGAGUGGGAUCCGACCAACUCGCAGACGUGGGUGCGCUUUGCCGAGCUCGAGAAGAACCUCUUCGACAUCGACCGCGCACGCGCACUGUUCGAGCUCGGUGUGGGCCAGGCCGAAGCGGCAGAACAGGGCCUCAGUGGCGGUCUGGACAUGCCCGAGAUCGUGUGGAAGGCGUAUAUCGAUUUCGAGUUCGACGAGCGCGAGUGGGAGCGCGUCGAUGCGCUGUACGAGCGUCUGCUCGACAAGAGCGGCCACGUCAAGGUGUGGAUCUCGUAUGCGCUGUCCAAGGUCAAUCGAGCUGCUGCGAUCGAGGAGGACGAGGACGAUGACGAGGAGGACGAUGACGAUGCGCAAGCCGAGGCCGAGAAGGCGCCUCGCGAGCUUUCAGUCGAGGAGCAACAGAUUCGUGCACAGAGGAGGCAGACGUUAACCGAUGCGGCUCGUGCGGUCUUUGAACGCGCGUAUGAGUCGCUCAAGGCUCGCGAGCUCAAGGACGAGCGCGUGGCGCUGCUCGAGGCAUGGAAGUCGUUCGAGCGACAACACGGUACCGACGCCACCCUCGAGCGUGUCGAGGCCAAGUUCCCACGCGUCGUCAAGAAGCGCCGCGACGUGGACGCCGCUACGGGCGCCAUGGAGGAGUACUACGACCUCAUCUUCCCGGACGAUGAAGACAAGAAUAAGGGUGCCUUCAAACUGCUCCAGAUGGCGCACGCCUGGCGAGCCGCCCAAGCCGCCAAGCAACAGCAGCAACCUGAAACUCAAGACGAUACCAACGGCGUCGCGAGUCCCGGACCUACCGAAGACCACGAACCUGCCGACCUCGAUGACGCCCAGUCCCAAAACGCCUCUGACGAAGACGAGGACUCGGCUUGA